AUGACUACUGUCUACAGACAGAGCUCCUCUUCUACCUAUGGUGGUGGCUUUGGGGGCGGUGGAAGCAGCAGCUCUCGCCUCUCCUCAAUCCGAACGGGAGGAUCCUACAGGGCUCCAAGUAUACAUGGAGGAUCUGGUGGCAGGGGUGUCUCUGUCUCUUCAGCUCGGUAUGUCUCCUCCGUAGGAAGUGGAUUUGGUGGUGGCUUGUGUUCUGGUUUGGGUAGUGGCUAUGGAGGAGGCUACGGAGGAGGUAGUGCCUUACAAAGUGGCUUUGGUUGGGGUGCAGCCUCUGGCUUUGGUGGAGGGGCUGGCUUUGGUGGAGGUCUUGACUUUGGUGGUGGUGAUGGCCUUCUCUCUGGAAAUGAAAAGAUAACUAUGCAGAAUCUGAACGACCGUCUGGCUGCAUACCUGGACAAGGUACGAGCACUGGAAGAGGCAAAUGCUGAUUUAGAGGUCAAAAUACGAGACUGGUACCAGAAGCAAGCUCCCACCAGCCCAGAGCGGGACUACAGCCACUAUUACAAGAUAAUUGAAGAUCUCCGAGACAAGAUCCUUGCAGCUACUAUUGACAACUCCAGAAUCAUUUUGGAGAUUGACAAUGCCAGGCUGGCUGCAGAUGACUUCAGACUGAAAUAUGAAAACGAGCUGUUCCUUCGCCAGAGCGUGGAGUCCGACAUCAACGGCCUGCGCAGAGUCCUGGACGAGCUGACUCUGGCCAGAGCUGACCUGGAGAUGCAGAUUGAAACGCUGAAGGAGGAGCUGGCCUACCUCAAGAAGAACCACGAGGAGGAAAUGAAAGAAUACAAAAAUCAGCUAAGCGGAACAGUCAAUGUAGAAAUGGAUGCUGCUCCUGGAAUCGACCUGACCAGAAUACUCUCCGAGAUGAGGGAACAGUAUGAAGCUCUGGCAGAGAAGAAUCGCAAAGAUGCCGAGGCCUGGUUCUUCACUCAGACUGAUGAGCUGAACCGUGAAGUAGCCACACAUACACAACAGAUACAGACCGGCAAAUCGGAGAUCACAGAACUGAGACGCACCUUCCAGGGCCUGGAGAUAGAGCUCCAGUCCCAGCUCAGCAUGAAAGCUGGACUGGAAGCCAACUUGCGAGAUACAGAAGCACGGUACUGUGCACAACUAGCACAAAUUCAGGCCCUCAUCACCAACGUCGAGGAGCAGUUGAGUGAACUCCGAUGCGACAUGGAGCGUCAGAACCAGGAGUACCGAAUGCUCAUGGACAUCAAAAGCCGCCUGGAGCAGGAGAUUGCCACAUACCGCCAGCUCCUGGAGGGCCAGGACUCUCAGAUGUCGGGAUGGAGCCCUAAGGAUGAUUCUAUUGCAGUGUCACUUCCAGAUUUUUCAGACAUUGCCCGCAAUAUUGCCUACCUGUUUGAUUCCCACGCAGAGACUGAGAGUCCCUUUCUGCUCUCUGAACACAUUUUAUGUGCCAAGACGAACAAUGCUAAACUAGUCUUGCAGAUUGACAACGCCAGGCUGGGAGCUGAUGAUUUCAGAACCAAAAUUCCCUGUUUCCCACGUGUAACAGACAGUGCACCAGUAUCUCAAAUCACCACAAAAAUCCGCACCAUCACAGAGGAGAUUAAGGACGGAAGAGUCAUUUCUUCCCACGAACAAGUCCAGCAUUGCCCUCCUAUUUAA
Molecule: messenger RNA, 1653 nt
Organism: Struthio camelus australis
Lineage: Eukaryota; Metazoa; Chordata; Aves; Struthioniformes; Struthionidae
Source: RefSeq, a predicted model, not a curated record